AUGUCAUUUACGAAACACAGCUCUUCGAGAGGUCUAAGAUCUCUCAAACACACAGGAGACUUCCAUCGAGUAACCCAAUAUACUCCACUUGAUAUGACUGCAGAUACUCAAUUACCGUCUGAUAUCUGUCCGACAUUACACAAAUGGCAACUUCAUCCGGCAAAUCACACAGUAUAUACAGAUGAUGAUCAAGUACACGUCACCUUGAGUCCAUCGGUUGGUGGUCGAGGUACCACCCUACCUGAAAUAUCAGAGAUGACAAUCAAUCUACGUGAUUUGAACAAGUACAAAACUUCCAUUUCUAAUCACCUGGAAAACUCGCAAGGCCCAAUCGAUCUAUCUGACUACUCCAAAGUUCCUCAGCAAGUCACCGUCGAUGUAUGUCCCUUUGUCGGAUAUUCUAGGAUAUCCCAUGCGCCUCUUAACGUAGGGCAAGACGAGAGAUACGAAGGGACUUUCUCAGUGUAUUCUGGACAAGCUACUAUAGAAGAUAGACAUCGAUCAUUGAUUUCUUACUAUUCUGCUAUUGUCGAUUCACUCCAUCAAGCUGUGCUAGAUAAGGGGCUGCCAACGAUGAUCAAAGAGGCGAAUUGUAAAUUCUCUAAGCCUCCGGGAUCCGACAUUCGUUUGAGCCUGAUCAGUAGUGAGGUAGAUGUCAAGUUGACAAUGUAUGAUGAACGAGGCAGAGGAUAUACUAAGGAUGUAACGAUGAAGAUCAGUGGGUUCAAUAGGUAUAACACGAGAUUACCAUCGAGAGUAGGUAGGGAUCCUGAAGUGUUCAGCUGGACGACAGUACCGUUUAAACCUCAGGGCAAUUCAGUCAGCUGGAAUGUAUCUUGUUAG
This is a messenger RNA of Kwoniella botswanensis, 843 nucleotides long. RefSeq lists its product as uncharacterized. NCBI's taxonomy places the organism in Eukaryota, Fungi, Basidiomycota, Tremellomycetes, Tremellales, Cryptococcaceae. The record is from RefSeq and is a predicted model, not a curated record. Bases 1 to 843 code for a protein of 280 amino acids. The transcript has a single exon.